AUGCCAUAUGGCUUUCCAGAAGAGCAUCGUGUCGGCACAAAACAGCUAGCUCCAAAACUGCCGGGGUUUGCGACCGCUUCCGUGCUGGUGGCGGAGAUUGGGAGUUUACCCACGGUGCUGCUGAUCUCCAAGGUGGUGGCCGACUUUGGCCGGGGCGAACUGGCGCAGUCGGCGGUGCGCUUUGAGGCGGUGGACUAUUCCUUGGAGGACUACUUGGCCAAGUCCUUCUACAAGACCGCCUCGCUACUGGCGGCCGCCUGCCACGCAGCGGCGCUGCUGAGCCGGCCGCAGAGCUCGCCGGACGCGGAGGAAUGUCAGAAUUGUUACCGUUUUGGUGCCUACAUUGGCCUGGCUUUUCAGGUAGUGGAUGAUAUCCUAGACUUCAUCGCCACCGAAGAGGAGUUGGGCAAGCCAGCCUUAGCCGACCUGAAGGAGGGCAACCUGGGCGCCCCAGUGCUCUUUGCGGCGCAAGAUGGGGCGCUGCCCGAGAAGCAUCGCCAGGAGCUGCUGCAGGCGAUCGAUCGACGCCUCUCCCGCGACGGGGAUUUGGAGUUGGUGAAACGCCUGGUGGACGAGGGAAAAGGAGUGGAGAAAUCCAAGGCCCUCGCUCGACGAUUUGUAGAUUUGGCAUCCUUGGAAUUGGAUAAGUUAGACCCCGGAGAAGCCCGCGCCGGCAUGCGGCUCUUCGCGGAGUAUGCAAAAGCGAAGCCUGCAGUGCUGUCCAACGAGAGGAAUGGGGAGAUUUACAUGGCUCGCUCCGAGCCCGGUAGCCGCGAUGGCUGGAUGAGGCAUCCCAUCACGGGCCGCGUGGAGUUGUGGGAGGAUCAUGGGCAGACGCCCAAAUGCAUCGCACAGUUCUAUCAGCCGGGCACGAUUGCCUUGCGAUGUCCCGGGGAACCGCCGAAAUGGAUGUAUGGCGAAGAGGAGGAUACCUGA
Cladocopium goreaui is the source of this 936-nucleotide messenger RNA. The record is from the annotation of a GenBank genome assembly. NCBI's taxonomy places the organism in Eukaryota, Dinophyceae, Suessiales, Symbiodiniaceae.